Messenger RNA from Zalophus californianus (California sea lion), 586 nucleotides. RefSeq names its product integrator complex subunit 6-like. NCBI's taxonomy places the organism in Eukaryota, Metazoa, Chordata, Mammalia, Carnivora, Otariidae. The record is from RefSeq and is a predicted model, not a curated record. The transcript has 6 exons. Bases 89 to 586 code for a protein of 165 amino acids.
CAAGGUCUGUGAGGGGGAGGUUUCCUCGGGUGCAUCACCUCAGCCCUUGGAUUCGUCUCGCUGCGGGCUUCGACCUCAGCCUGAAGUGAUGAGUGAUAAAGCAGAGGAGUCCGCUGCUGGGCCCAAAGGCCAAGUGAGACGUCCUGGAAAACCCAUCACUCCGCCUCCGUUUAAGAAAAGGCUGAGCAUGCCGCUGCCAUCAGUGAGAGAGGAAGGAGACGGAGCAUCCCAACCCGAGGGCUCAGCCAUCUCCUGGGAAGAUGAUGACCCCCAAGACACAGCAAUGUAUGUGUCGGGAGAUGUGCCCGAUAAACUGCCAAUACCAGCGGAAAUCAAUAUGGAAAUAAAAGUGCAAUUAAAGAAGGAAAUUCGAUAUUUUGAAGGAAAUCCCACACUGGUGGAUAUGUUCGGAUGUCUGAACGUAAGCAUGGGAAGCACAGAACAUGAGAGAAUCUUGAAAUUGCUUGAAGGAGUGCAAGGACCUCCAGAAGUGCAGAAAAAAUUUGUCGUGUAUGCCAUGAAGGAAGCGGCAAGAUUGAAAAGAGAAGACUUAAUAAGUCACCUUGAGAAGGUCCUAGAGAAAUAG